AUGGGUGAUGUGUUGCCUGACCCUUCCACUUACAGAAGUCUGGUUGGGAAACUUAACUUCCUCCAACACACUAGGCCUGACAUAUCUUUUGCAGUUCAACAUCUCAGUCAAUUUUUACAACACCCUUGUGUUUUUCAUAUGAAAGCUAGUAUUUAUCUUCUUAGAUACUUGAUGAAUGCUCCUGAACAAGGCAUCUUCUUGCCUUUUACUUUCUCUUACUCGUUACUUGCUUGUGCUGAUUCUGAUUGGGCUGCCUGUCCUUUCUCAAGGAGGUCAGUCACUGGCUAUUAUAUUUUUUUUUGUGAUUGUCUUGUUUCCUGGAAAUGCAAGAAGCAACCUACUAUUGCUUUGUCCUUUGUUGAGGCUGAAUACAGGGCAUUACGCAAGGUUGUUGCUGAAGUAGUAUGGCUCACACACUUAUUUGCUGAUAUGGGUUUGACUAUUACUUCUCCUGGACCUAGUUUUUGUGACGGUCAGGCUGCUUUGCAUAUUGCUAAGAACCCUGUGUUACGAACGCACUAA
Messenger RNA from Capsicum annuum, 522 nucleotides. RefSeq lists its product as uncharacterized. NCBI's taxonomy places the organism in Eukaryota, Viridiplantae, Streptophyta, Magnoliopsida, Solanales, Solanaceae. The transcript has a single exon. The record is from RefSeq and is a predicted model, not a curated record. The coding region runs from base 1 to 522 and encodes 173 amino acids.